AUGUCGGAGGAACCGCAAACCGUGUGGCAAAAAAUUGACAACGCAGUUAUACCAGUGAUUAAUCUGGAGAUUCGAGAGGUCCGCGAGAUACUAUGGGAGAAGAUACAGGAACCCACGUCUCAAAGAAAGAUCAUCUUAGUAAUAGUGUCUAUAGCCCUCCUACUAGACAACAUGCUCUAUAUGGUCAUCGUACCAAUCAUACCAGAUUAUUUAAGAUAUAUUGGAGCUUGGGGCGAGGCGGGCUACGAUCACGUAGUCACGUUGCCGCCAAUCAAGGAAGGAAAUAGAACCAUAAUACCGACUAAAAUUAUACCAGCUUCUCAUGAAGGCCAGGAUUCAGCGACGGGAGUUCUGUUCGCAUCCAAGGCGAUAGUACAAUUAAUGAUUAAUCCCUUUUCCGGUGCCUUAAUUGACCGCAUAGGUUAUGAUAUUCCUAUGAUGAUUGGACUUAUUAUAAUGUUUCUUUCCACUUCGAUAUUUGCCUGUGGCCGGAGUUAUAGUAUGCUGUUCUUUGCAAGAAGUCUUCAGGGUGUUGGAUCUGCCUUUGCAGAUACGUCCGGUCUCGCAAUGAUUGCUGACAGAUUUACUGAAGAAUCUGAGCGCUCAAAGGCGCUCGGUAUUGCUCUUGCCUUCAUAAGUUUUGGGUGUCUUGUUGCUCCCCCAUUUGGAGGAGCUUUAUAUCAAUUCGCCGGCAAAGAAGUACCAUUCCUAAUUCUGGCACUGAUAUCUCUUAUGGACGGCUUUAUGUUACUUCUUGUUAUGAAACCGUUAAAGACACAAAUGAAAGAGGCUUCCCAACCAAAACCGGCUGGAACUCCUAUCUGGAAACUACUAAUGGACCCCUACAUCGCGGUAUGUGCUGGAGCCUUAAUGAUGUCAAAUGUGGCAUUGGCCUUCCUGGAACCAACAAUAUCUCUAUGGAUGGAAGAUAAUCUGACAAAAGAUAAUUGGAAAAUUGGUAUGAUUUGGCUACCAGCAUUCUUUCCACACGUUUUAGGGGUUAUUAUAACAGUAAAAAUGGCAAAACAGUAUCCACAGCAUCAAUGGUUGAUGGCAGCCGGCGGUUUGGCUUUAGAGGGCCUGUGUUGUUUUAUAAUACCAUUUGCAAGUUCAUACAAAAUGUUAAUGAUUCCAAUUUGUGGUAUCUGCUUUGGUAUAGCUCUCAUUGAUACAGCCCUCUUACCAACUCUGGGAUACCUCGUGGAUGUACGAUACGUGUCUGUGUAUGGAAGCAUCUACGCAAUUGCUGACAUAUCAUACUCCUUCGCAUAUGCCGUUGGACCCAUCAUAGCUGGCGAGGUAGUGGAGGCUAUUGGUUUCACAGCACUUAAUUUGUUUAUCGCCUUCAGUAAUCUGCUAUACGCACCAGUUUUAAUAUAUCUGCGUCAUAUUUAUGACUUCAAGCCGUUUGAGAACGAGGCUAAUAUAUUGAUGGCGGAUCCUCCGGAUAAAGAAUAUCAAACAUACAGCAUGCAAGAUCAGAGACCAGUGAACGGUGAAUUUAAAAAUCAUCUGGAGUACAGCUCCAUGGGUGGCCAAGGGGAUACCGUGCAAGAAUCUAACGUGGAUGGACAGCAAUAUGAUUACCAAGACGGAUAUCAGAACUACUCGCAGGGAUACGAACAGCAAGGUUUCCAGCAGCAGAGCUAUCAGCAGGAAGGGUACAGUCAGCCUCGCCAGCUGCCAGCGCAGCCCCAACCUCCAGCCAGCAACCCCUUCAGAGCCGGGUCAGCCGCUGCCCCAGCCCCCUCCCCCGCCGCGGCGCCUACCCCCGCCCCGGCCCCCGGAGCCAUCAGGAAUCCAUUCCGACAAGGCUUCUAG
Molecule: messenger RNA, 1821 nt
Organism: Danaus chrysippus (African queen)
Lineage: Eukaryota; Metazoa; Arthropoda; Insecta; Lepidoptera; Nymphalidae
Source: the annotation of a GenBank genome assembly